Hemisphaericaspora subhashii is the source of this 1575-nucleotide messenger RNA. RefSeq lists its product as uncharacterized. The transcript has a single exon. Gene Ontology annotation, molecular function: heme binding; peroxidase activity. The coding region runs from base 1 to 1575 and encodes 524 amino acids. Gene Ontology annotation, biological process: hydrogen peroxide catabolic process; response to reactive oxygen species; cellular response to oxidative stress. NCBI's taxonomy places the organism in Eukaryota, Fungi, Ascomycota, Pichiomycetes, Serinales, Debaryomycetaceae. The record is from RefSeq and is a predicted model, not a curated record.
AUGUUAACUAAACAAAGAAUCAAAGUAGAAUUAUAUGUCAGAGAGAUUGGAAAUAGAUUUGAACACUUUAUAUCAAUUUUCUUUCUACCAAUUGCAUUCAUACAAACAAUAAUUAAAUUAGUAAAUUGUUUUACAACCAACAACAAUCAUCAACAAUCCAUCAAUCCAACAGAAGAAGAAACCAAUAAAACAGUAUGUUUCAGUUGUAGAAUCACCCUGAAAAUUGAUUUAAUAUCCAAAAACUUAAAUUCAAUUCCAGACAGAGCAUUUUAUUUGGCUGAUAGAUAUUUAUUCCAUUCUCCGUUUUGCUUGUUAAAUAAAGUUGGUUAUAAAAAGCUGCAAUAUAUUCUUGAUGGAAUUUAUUUGAGUAGAAAUGAAGGCUAUAAUGAUUACUUACUAAAGGAAGCAAAUAUCAGCAAAACUGCUAAAGAUAAUAUAAAGAAUAAUAACAGUAUUAAUAAUAUGAACCACGUAAGAGAAUUGGAAGCGCCGAAGGACAAAUCGUUGCUUAAUACCUUUAGCCAGCAAGAAAGCAAGUCCCAAGAAUCUUCAACUACAAACCCCCUUCAGAAGGUCACAUCUAUGGAAAUAAAGAGACCCAAUUCUAGUCCAACCGGCACCAAAGGUAAUACCAAAACCAAACUUUCAUUUCUGAUCCCGGCCAAUAGUAAUAAGGUGAUUCUUCAACUAAAAGGUAAUCGAAGUAAUCAUUUCCAAACAGUAACAAGUUCAAUAUCUCCUCACGAUACCGAAUAUGUUGCUCGCGUAUCAGAAGCAAUACGGAAAGUAUUCUCAAUUGAAAAUUAUGAUGAUGGUUCUUUAGCGCCAAUAAUUUUACGAUUAUCAUGGCAUUGUUGUGCAACGUAUAAUAAGUAUACGGGAAUUGGAGGAUCUAAUGGUUCAACCAUGAGAUUCGUGCCCGAAAUUACUGAUGAAGGAAAUACCGGUUUAGAUAUUGCUAGAGGUGCUUUAGAACCUAUUAAACAACUAUUCCCCAAGAUAUCUUAUUCUGAUUUAUGGACAUUAGCUGGAAAAAUUGCUGUUGAAGAAAUGGGUGGACCAACCACAAUAGAUUGGAAACCUGGAAGAGUUGAUUGUCGUGAUAAAGAAUUUGUUCCUCCAAACGGAUAUUUACCAUUUGCUGACAAAGAUGUCAACCAUAUUAGAACCGCCUUUGAAAGAAUGGGAAUGAAUGACAAAGAAACCGUUGCACUUUUGGGUGCACAUUGUCUCGGAAGAUGUCAUAAACGAUUUAGUGGCUGGGAAGGAAAAUGGACACCACACCCAAUUUCAUUUACAAAUGAAUUUUUCAUAGUAUUAUUAAAUGAAAAAUGGACUUUGGGUACAGUUCCUGAAACUGGAAGACAACAAUUUUAUAAUGAAGAUCGAUCUUUAAUUAUGUUGAAUACAGAUAUGGAAUUAUUAAAUGAUGAAAAUUAUUUACGGUGGGUAAAAAUAUUUGCUGAAGAUAAGGAUAUAUACUUCCGAGACUUUUCAGAGGCAUUUGGUAAAUUAUUAGAAUUAGGAAUUGAACGUGAUUCUAAUGGAAUGGUUCUUCCCAAGAAGAGAUAUUAG